This is a messenger RNA of Durusdinium trenchii, 1239 nucleotides long. The record is from the annotation of a GenBank genome assembly. NCBI's taxonomy places the organism in Eukaryota, Dinophyceae, Suessiales, Symbiodiniaceae.
GUGUGCGAAUCUCUUGGCCGCCGUGUUGCCGCUGCUUGUCCCGUUCAUCGCUGGUGCCAGAGAGUCGGCGCCUCCACUGGCAAGGUUGCCGCUGGCGCAGCCCUUGGCGGCUGCCAUGGUUUUUCAUUUUCCGCGCCUGAGCAUGCGCCUCAUCCAGGCCAUCACUUCAGCGCUAGGCCGUUGGUCUUCAGCACGGCGCACCGAGGGCGACGCUCUCAGCGACGACUGCUGUCAGCUCCUGCUGGAGGCCAUUCUGGAGGAUCAUGGCCGCCCCAUAGACGCAGGCGCCGGCGAUGACUCCAGACCUACAGCGGUUCGGCACGACUGGAUCCCCCCACGGCGCUGCCCGGCGAUCGGGGACGCCGAGCGGGGGCGAUCGGUGGCAGGCGAGCUCCUGGUGCCCAGAUUACAAGCGGCCCUCGCCCUGCUGCAGAUGCCCACUGAGAGUCCUCAAGGCGAAGUGUCUGCGGUCAAGCUGGCCAACGUGGUGGCGGCGUGGCUGAUGGAGACAGUGAGCACCUCGACCGGCUUUCAGGACAUGGAUCAUCCAGUGAAGGACCAUGGCCCGGCAGACCGGAGGCACUUGACCUUUCAAAGCCUGGUGUGGCCACUGUGCCAGCAGGUGUGCCAAGCCGGGCUGCCUUCGCGUGCAUUAUGCUUCUUCUACCUUUGCGCCCGAAGGCUUUCAAGCUCCAGAACCCAGGUGCUUCGUGAUGACUUUUGGCGCGAGGUCUUUCAAGUCUUUGUUCUGAAGCACUCGGCUCUAGCACCCUCGUCACUCCCAAGCAGCUGGCACGUUUUGCAGCCAUUCUCCGGAGAAGACGAGAAAGAAGCGCGCCACUUCCCAGCGCUGUUGGUGGCCGCCUGGAUGCACGCUGCGCCGUUUGGCGCGGAGAGUGCCUCCUACGAGUGCCUUUGGCUUUUGGUGACUCUUUGCGCGCAAGAGUUGCAGCAACCUGAGGGUCUCCAUGCCCCAUGUGCCUGGAUCCUGGUCGAAGCCGCAGCGUACCGCAACGCCCGGACGCUGCAGCGUUCUGAUGCGCCACUGCUGCAGCUGCGCGCGGAGCUCCAAGAGCUGCUGAAUGAGCAGAAGGGCCAGAGAUGCCCCAUCUUGGAGCACCUCUCGGCAGCUUUGCCUUUGCUUUGACCGGAGCUCCAAAACAAAGCACUUCGUUGUGUACGUGUGCAACGGCUCGUCACGAGAUGUCAUGAGCUGUGUCCAAGUAUUUUGGAAGGGCG